This is a messenger RNA of Caenorhabditis sp. 36 PRJEB53466, 2336 nucleotides long. The record is from the annotation of a GenBank genome assembly. Lineage: Eukaryota; Metazoa; Nematoda; Chromadorea; Rhabditida; Rhabditidae.
AUGGUAGCGGACCGCACGUCGCUCGGUCCUGCCGAUCACCCUCAUCCGCACGCAGAUGCCGCACGGACCCAUCAUACACGUCUUCCGCUUUCCGGAACCAGACCAGCAGCCCCGAGCCAUUUCAGUGCUGAACUCCGGAAACUGGCUCGAGAGAUGUCUACGCCGACGGAUGAAUACACGGAGGAAUCAGAGUACGAAGAAAGGGAACCCGUACAUGUGCAGCUUCCGAAGACUCCUCUCACUUUGGGAUCUUUACCUUCUGGAGCUGCCUCUUCUCUUUCAGGCCCUGCUGCUCCUGCUCCCUCAGGCCAAGGAGCACUUCCAAUGUGUCCACUGGAAGAGAACCGAUGCUCUCCUGGCCUAGCUGGUCCUCCAGGCAUCAAAGGAACUGCUGGCCAGAAUGGAGUCGACGGAAACGACGGGACGCCCGGAAACGAUGCGAUGGACGAGCUGACUCCGACCUUCCCAAUGUUCUGUACAUCCUGUCCAUCAGGCCCAGAUGGUAAACCAGGUCAGCCUGGGCCCACUGGCCGACCGGGACUGGUCGGCGCUCACGGAAUCCCAGGACCUAACGGAAAGAAUGGUCAGCCGGGAGCUCCUGGCGGAUACGGAAGUGCCGGAAAACAAGGAGCGAUGGGUAGUCCGGGUGAUUCUGGAGAACAAGGACAAGACGGAGUGAUACUUUUGAACACGAAGGGACCGAAAGGGCCGCCCGGAAAGCCUGGACCGGAUGGACAGCCCGGAGAGGAUGGAACCAACAACAACACCCCGGGACCGAUGGGAGAAACGGGAGCGGUCGGGGAAAUGGGACUCGUUGGAGCACCAGGAUUGUAUGGAAAACGAGGAGAGACUGGAGAAGUCGGAACAAAGAGAAUUGAUACGGUUAGUCACUUUCUUAAAAAAAUAAUUCUGAAAAGUUAGUUGAUUUGAUUCCAUGUUGAUUCCAUGAAAAAUAGUUCUAAAAAAGGAGAAUGAGGUCCGGUGUUUGCACUUUCGGAAAUCAAAAACCCGGUUUAGUGCAAAAAAUUGGUUCAACAUUAAAAAAGUUAUUUUAAAAAACCUGUAAUUUCUUUGCAGUCGUGUAAAUGUGAGGAUCUGAUGAGGAAAGCGAUAGAAGUUGCUGAAAAUUCUGCGUAUGUGGCAGUAGAAGCUCAGGCUCGAGCUCAAACCGCCGAACAAGUUCCCCAGGAUGUUCCGCCGAUUCCGACCAGUGCAGAAAUUCGAAGAACCCCGCAGAAAGCGUCGAGUCUGGCGGCUUCUGGGCUUCCGACUUUGGACGAAUUGAGGGGUGAUUAUCAGAAAAAGGAACAGUUCGUCUUGCGCUCAUUUGCUCAGGAGGACGGAGACGUGAAGAAGUUCGCAGUGGCUCCGAGUGAAGUGACUGUGAAUGAGGAGCCUUCCGGACCUUCGGAUAAUCUUAUUCCUGAACUCAUUACUGAAGAUAUUGGAGCUUCAGAAGCUCCGGAAUCCCCGGAAGAAACAAAUGACAGCUUGCUCAGUGAAUCGGAGUCGGAGCCCGCAGCCGAAGUCACCCGACCCGCCCUGUUUGCUCCACCACGAGCCCAAUUUCCACAAGUUGAAGUUGCUCUGAAUCUGUCAGCGCCGCCGAAACUGCACGCCGCCAAAUUCGUUCAAUUGCCACGUGUCACCGGAGAGUCUCGUCAGAGGAGACCGCAGAUUUCGAGCGGAGAAGUGACGCAGCGGAAGGCAGAAGAAACGACAACCUCGAAACGGAGACGGAUUUUGAAAGUGCGACGGGUGCAUCGCAGACAGAGACAUCCCGCUUUCAGAGUGUUUGCGGUGGGUUUUGUUUUUUCCUAUAAUAUUCAUAAAGAAUCCGAGAGACUUGACCAUCUUUUUGACAAUUUUUGAUGGUGGUACUAGAAUUUUCACAAUUGGAAAACCACAAUUUUUCAUUAAAAAUUGCUAUAAUCUUCAAAACGGCUGAAGAAAAUAGAAAAGCACCAUUUACAGAACACGGAAGACGUUGUGAGCCUGGACGAGGGCGAAAAGCCGUUCCAUGUGGAGAGAGAGAUUGCGAGAGAAAGUGAGAAGAAAGUGGUAAACAGCCGGGAAAUCCGACGAUCUCCGAAGCGAUUGACGCAGAAACCAAAGAACGGAAAAAUUGAAAAAGUACUAAUUUAGCGUUCAUCCUAAACGAUUAUUGUCGUUUUUAGAAACUGCGUCGGGUGCACGUGACUCCCUCGAAAACACUUGCCUAUCAACAUCGAGAAAAUGCGAACAUUCUGGAGAAUAUUGCCAAAAGUCUUGGGCUCAUUGAGCAACCGGAUAGGAACGAGCAGAAGAAAGAGAUGAAUCGAGUGCCAAUUCCUUGA